AUGACUAGAGAUCGCCCACCGAGUCGUCAUGGCUCAGCCAAGAUCAAGGCAAUUCUCAUCUUCAACAACCAGGGGAAGCCGUGGAAGUUCUACCAGCCCUACAGUGAAGAUACACAACAGCAGAUCAUCAGGGAGACAUUCCAUUUGGUAUCUAAGAGAGAUGAAAAUGUUUGUAAUUUCCUAGAAGGAGGAUUAUUGAUUGGAAGAUCUGACAACAAACUGAUAUACAGACAUUAUGCAACAUUAUAUUUUGUUUUCUGCGUAGAUUCUUCAGAAAGUGAACUUGGCAUUUUAGACUUAAUUCAGGUUUUUGAGGAAACACUAGACAACUGUUUUGAAAAUGUUUGUGAACUGGAUUUAAUUUUCCAUGUAAACAAGUUUCACAAUAUCCUUGCAGAAAUGGUGAUGGGGGCAAUGGUCUUGGAGACCAAUAUGAAUGAAAUUGUCACAAAAAUUGAUGCACAAAACAAACUGGAGAAAUCUGAUGCUGGCUUAGCAGGAGCUCCAGCCCAUGCUGUAUCAACUGUAAAGAAUAUGAAUCUUCCUGAAAUCCCAAGAAAUAUUAACAUUGGUGACAUCAGUAUAAAAGUACCAAACCAGCCCUCUUUUAAAUAAAAAAUUAUAAAGACCACUCCCAGGUAAAAUCCAGUGGGAACAAGUCUUCUAAGUUUGCCAUGCAGUUGUUUACGAAAAAUAGA
Sorex fumeus (smoky shrew) is the source of this 698-nucleotide messenger RNA. RefSeq names its product AP-3 complex subunit sigma-1-like. The record is from RefSeq and is a predicted model, not a curated record. NCBI's taxonomy places the organism in Eukaryota, Metazoa, Chordata, Mammalia, Eulipotyphla, Soricidae. The coding region runs from base 1 to 615 and encodes 204 amino acids. The transcript has 2 exons. Gene Ontology annotation, biological process: Golgi to vacuole transport; intracellular protein transport. Gene Ontology annotation, cellular component: AP-3 adaptor complex; intracellular membrane-bounded organelle; membrane coat.